Molecule: messenger RNA, 2931 nt
Organism: Cydia amplana
Lineage: Eukaryota; Metazoa; Arthropoda; Insecta; Lepidoptera; Tortricidae
Exons: 16
Coding region: 4-2688 (894 amino acids)
Cellular component (GO): plasma membrane
Source: RefSeq, a predicted model, not a curated record
ACCAUGCAGCUGGCUCUGUCGCUGCUGCUCCUGGCCGCUUGCGUCACUGCUUUUGCGCAGAUCGCGUGGACGCCCAUCUUUCUUGACGCCACCAGCCAAGUGGACCUAUGGACGCAAUCGCCGAAGGGCUGCGCGUGCCCGUCGGGCGCAGACGGGGACUGCGCGUGCUGCGUGCGCGACGGCGCGUGCCCGUGCGGCGAAGUGGCGCCGGCGCGCUGCGCGCAGUGCGGCCUGGAACAAUACUGCGCCAAUAUGUGCAACAUCACAAUCGACUCACGCAUCCUCAAGACCAAAUCCGGCAAAACGUUUGGGCAGAUCAAAUCGCCCUCCAUCCAAGGCCCUGGUGCCUGCUCCUACUUUCUACAGCCCGACGCUGGCCAGCGAGUGGAGAUUCAGCUCUACAGGCUGGUCUCCGUUGGAAGGUUCAAUGGCACCAGUUGCGAAGGAGGCUGGCUGCAGCUGAGCGGCGCGAGCGCGGUGCGCGCGGCGGGCGCUGGCGGCCCGGCCGAGACCCGCCUCUGCGGCGCCAAUGAGCGCUACACCCCGCCCGUCGUGCUGUUCGCAGACCACGGCGCUUCCACUUUGGAAUUUAGGAUAACGGAGAAGACGGACCGGUCACAGUUCCUCGCGUUCUUCAGCUUCACUUCUCUCAGCAACACGCAAGGCGUAGGCUUCCACCCGAGCGGCGGGUCCAGAAUACCACUUACAGAUUGCGACUGGCUGUACCAAGAUGUGUCGUGCCGGGGGCCCAGCCCGUGCGUGCUGGCAAGCCCGGGCUACCCGGGCCUGUACCCGCCGCACCGCCGCUGUCGCUACCUCUUCGCCACCAACUCCGUCAACACCAGGGUCAAAAUCAUCUUCACAUCCAUUUUGCUGCCUAGAAAUCACUGCGCCACGGAUUACCUAACGCUUCGAGCUGGCAACUCGCCCUCAGCUCCUUUGCUGGCGACGCUUUGCUCAGAGAGAAGCGCUACAUUGGAGCAACCCGGACCAAACCUAUUACUAGAAUUCAAUUCGGGACCGCUGGUGCCGCCGUACGACUACAACGGGUUCAUCGCUCGGGUGGAGUUCACGGAGGGGGUGGACGGCAGCGCGCCGCCGCCCACGGUAGUUGCCUCGCCGCCGUUGGCUGCGCUCACGCAUCACACGUCGCACGAAGAUAGAUUGUUAGAUUUGGACAGCGACUCCGUGGCAAAUGAGAUCUCGAGCGGCGUGGGCGCCGGGGGGCGCGUCGGGUGCGGAGCGCGCGUGCGCGGCUACGGGCCCGGCGGCGCGCGCUCCGGACACUUCGACACGAGGGCGUCCGCGUGGCGCGCGCAGUGCGCCAUACAUCUGCUGGGCACGCCGACUGACGUCGUGCAAGUUACAUUGUUUAAUUAUAAUUUAAGGUUACAAAGUUGUAGAUCUCAUAUUGAGAUCUUUGAAGGACUUCACGAGUUCCCCUCGAGAGAGAGGGGCGAGCGGUCAGACAGAGCGGACCGGACGCUGCUGAGAGUGUGCGGUCCGGCCGUGAGAGAAGCGAGGGACCCCUCUGGGAGGUUCCUGGUGCGGCAAGCAGUGAUAUCCAAGGGUGCUAACUUGACCAUUUUGGUUCGACGCGCGACAUCGCAGAGCGCUGAUGAUGAAGAAUUCCUUGACGGCGCUUUUGCGUUUCAUGACGAACAACACGAAGGUACUGCGUCUCCGGACGCUACUUGCACGGCCACGCACUAUGGGCUGGCGGCGCCAGCACACGGCGGCGUGGCCGCACCAACACACCAUCACGUGUUCUGGAACCUCGAGGAGCGGCUGGUGUGCACGCACCGGUUCAUACCGGCGGCUAACCAAAGCGUCACCAUCGAGAUUCAGCGGUUGGAACGCAUGUGGAGCGCCGAACCGGCCGGGUCGGGCGCGGCGGGCUGCCGUACGGCGUGCGGUGACGCCGGGUGCGAGUGCCGGGCGGCGACCCCUCUACAUUACCACGACCACGUCGCGCUCGUGGCAGGCGACGGCACGCACCUGUCCUGUUUGUGUGGUGACUUUCAGGCGGCGUGGCUGCCGGUGGUCGUGCGCAGCUGGACGAGCCUGCGUCUCGAGUACUCGGUAGCACACUACACGUUUGCAAGCCGAGGCUUCGACUACGCUGCCGCAUACAGCUUCAACGACGACGCCAUGUGCGGACAGCGCACCUUUACAACCCAUUCUGGUGAAAUAUCUUCGCGAAACGUGCCUGUAACGGGCAGCCUAAACGAAUUCUUUUACCAACAAUGCACUUGGGUGUUGGACUCAAAUGUUGAAAGACAACUCUACAUUGAUAUAUCCUCAGAACAGGACAAGUCGUGUGGAUCAUGGAACAUCACGCUGCACGAGUGGGCUGGCGCCGGCGCUGGUGACACGGGGCUGGCGGCGGCGGCCGGAGACCGGCUCUUCACCUUCUGCGCGCGCUACAAGAACCACACAUAUUCGCUGCCCUACAAACAGAACACUGUCGUCAUAAGACUCGUGGCGUUGUCACGGCAGCAGCCGCUAUACACGAUCCGGUGGCGGUCGCAGGUGGUGCGCGCCAACACGCGCCUGGGCGCGCCCACGCCCGCGCCUGCCGCUUCCGCCAGUGAAAUCACCACUCAUUUACACCGUCUUCUACUCUCCGCGGUCCUCUACAGUCUACAUCAACGCUCAAACUUUCCAGCCAGUGACUGUGUGAUUUAAAUUAUUCCGAGAAUCUCGGUGGCUGUUUUGCAUAUUUACUUAUUGAAAUUUAAAUUUUUUGAAGCCGUGCGAACGAUGUGAAUUGAGUGCGGUGAGAAGACUGUUUCUUUAAUUAGGUGUAUCUUAUAGUCUUCAGUUUCGUAUAUUUGAUAUUGAAUGAAUAUCUGAAGCUAUAACAGAUGUUUGAGAAUUAUACUGGUAAAUAAAAGUGAUUUUGUUCAUAAACACAGGGUGUUUUAUGUU